Molecule: messenger RNA, 1024 nt
Organism: Larimichthys crocea (large yellow croaker)
Lineage: Eukaryota; Metazoa; Chordata; Actinopteri; Sciaenidae
Product: low choriolytic enzyme
Exons: 7
Coding region: 1-828 (275 amino acids)
Biological process (GO): proteolysis
Molecular function (GO): metalloendopeptidase activity; zinc ion binding
Source: RefSeq, a predicted model, not a curated record
AUGGCUGCGAUAAAGUGCAUCCUGGCUCUCCUGGCCUUGUUUGCGGUCACAGCCUGGACUGAGGCGGGGGUUGUGAGGAAAGCAAGUGGAGAUAAUAAUGAUGAAGAUGAGGGAGACCUGACUGGCACAGAGCAACUGGAGAAAGUCAACAACAACCUCAGCCAUAAUCAAGAUGGUAUGAUGAUAAAGUGUGACAUUGCCGCGUCUCGCCGUCGCACGACGAGGAACCUCAAACGGUGCAUCAUGCCUGGUCCUAGGUGGCCUAAAUCUACAGACGGCAAUGUUUAUAUUCCCUAUGCCAUCGCUAACCACUACUCUUCUCAGGAGCUGGAUGUCAUCAAAAGAGGCAUCAACUCCUUCUCUUACUCCACCUGCAUUCACUUCAUCCCCCGCACCAACCAGAGGGACUACCUCUACAUCCAGUCUCUGGAUGGAUGCUACUCCUGUAUAGGUCUCCAGGGCAACGGUCAGACAGUGUCUCUGAGCCGUCGGGGCUGCAUUUAUUAUGGAACGGUCCAGCAUGAGCUGCUCCACGCCCUGGGCUUCACCCAUGAGCAGUGUCGCUCCGACAGGGACCUGCACAUCCAGGUCCUGUUACAGAAUGUCAUCAAAGGUGAGGAAUACAACUUUAACAAGAUCGACACUCUGAACCAGGGGACUCCAUACGACUACGACUCUGUGAUGCACUACGGCAGGCUGGCUUUCUCCAAAGACAACUACAAUCCCACCAUGGUGGCUGUUCCAGACCCCAACGCUGUGUUUGGUACGGCCAGACAGAUGAGCCAGAACGACAUCAACCGCAUCAACCUGCUGUACUGCAGAAACUAGUCCUCCAGUCCAGAACAUGUAACCCUUACUUCUGUAGGAGGAGAUGUCUGUUUAGAGUGUUCAACAGCAUACCAACACACUGGGAUGAAUCAUUUAAGAAAAUUAUACUGAUAAUUAUGUAUUUGGUUUGGUCCAUCUGUUGACCCAACUCAAAAGGCGAAGGAUUUUCACUUUGCUCAAAGGAAGUGGGAAUCAC